Messenger RNA from Trichogramma pretiosum, 945 nucleotides. RefSeq lists its product as uncharacterized. The coding region runs from base 1 to 945 and encodes 314 amino acids. The transcript has a single exon. The record is from RefSeq and is a predicted model, not a curated record. Lineage: Eukaryota; Metazoa; Arthropoda; Insecta; Hymenoptera; Trichogrammatidae.
AUGCUACAUGAAUUACCUGACUACUUAAGAAAAAAACAUACGAUGUUGAUUGGAUUGUGGGUAGCAAAACAAGAGCCAGACAUGACCAUCUUUUUACAACCAUUUGUUAAUCAAGCAAAUAAACUUUCUGAAUAUGGCUUUAAAUGGGAGAACAAAGGAAAAGAAAUUAUAAGUAAGCUAUUUCCUAUAACUUGUUGUGUCGAUUCACCAGCUCGAUGUGCGAUGUUAAACAUGAAGAGGUUUAACGGUAUUCAUGGAUGCACUUAUUGUGAACAUCCAACAGUAAACAUAGAUAAUGUUCGAAAGUACCCCAUGAUAGAAAAUAUUCCAAAACUCAGAACAGAUGAAUCUGUUAAAAGACAAAUGGCUUUGGCUUACUAUAAAUAUCGCUCAUCAACUCAAUCGAAGCAAGUAGAUAUUCUUGGAGUAUGGGGCUCAUCAGCUUUGAUGAAUUUGAAACAUUUUAACAUUGUUUCAGGAAUGAUUGUGGAUUUUUUACAUGCAUGUUUAGUAGGUGUAACUGAGUUACAUACAAACAUUCUUCUUUCAAAUGUUGGAGAAGAAUAUUACGUUGGGGAUCCAACCAAAACUCAUAUAAUUAACCAACGUCUUUUAUCGAUAAAGCCUCCUACAUGUGUUGGAAAAACCCCUAGGGGUAUCACGGAGCGAAACAAUUGGAAGGCCUCUGAAUGGCUUACAUGGCUCUUGUAUUAUUCAAUUCCAUGUUUGUCUGGAUUGACUCAAAAAAAGUAUAUUAUACACUUAUCUUUAUUCGUUAGAGCAAUGAAUAUUCUUUUGAGUGAUUCUAUAACACCUAAAAUGCUGCACACUGCUAAUGAACUACUUAUCACGUUUGUUUUUCAAUUUGGAAAGUUAUAUGGUAAUAACUAUAUGCACUAUAAUGUGCAUCUUCUUUUACAUUUAUGUGAAUCGGUAAAAAAUUAG